AUGCUGCAUGUUUGGAGGCCCUCCGGGGAGGAAGCGGCUAGUAUUCCCAUCUCCACAGUGGGUCGUGUGCAUCAACUGAAGCAGCAUCUGGACACGCUCCUUGGGGUCCCACGGUUCCGGCAGCGAAUCUUGCACGGAAAUCGGAUCUUGGAUGACAAUGCCCGGCUGGCCUCGAUUACGGAUGUGCAGCUGGUGGUGAGUCACAUUUCCGAGAGGGAUGCCGUAAAGUUCAUAAAGGCAGUGUAUUGUAACUCUCAUGUCUGCGUGGUGGAGAUGUUGCAGAAUCAGCACGAUCCGAACCUGGCCGCGCGCUGGAGCUUCCUCAACAGGCACCUCACACCCCUUCAGGUGGCUGUAGAGAGAGGCCCUGUAAGUACGGUCAUGUUGUUGUUGGAGGCCGGGGCGAAGGACGUAUCUGACAGAGGCGACCAGGUGGCUCUUGCUGCUGCUUCGAGGGCUGGCCACAGGGAGGUAGUCUCCUUGCUCUUGGAGGCUGGUGGUGAUAGGGACUGUGCUCUCAAAGCCGCUUCUUGGGCUGGCCAGGUGCAGAUUGUCCGUAUGUUGUUGGAACGGGGUGGUGUUUACGAUCUCACAGCCCAUGGAUACCGUGAAAGUUUGGUAGCAGCAUCGAGCACCCUGAACGAGCAGAUCCUGUUCCUGCUGCUGCAAGCUGACAGGCCGCUCCGCUUCUUCGACUUGGGCUGGCCCCGAGCUGUCCUGGGCGGGGUACUGGCCAGAUGCAAAUCCUGGUUGGUUUGCAGUGUCGGAGCCUUCCUCGCUGGGUUGUGGCUCCUGUUCAAAACGAGUUGCUAUGCCACUCCAACGCAGGAUCAGCGAGAGCUGGAGGAUAGAGAGGCCUUCGGAAGAGGUUGCACGAACUGCAUGAUGAUGCUGGUUCUCUUUGCCAUCCCGCACAAGAUUCUGCGUCUGCUGCUGGUGUCGUGGGCCAUGGCAGCCAGGGACAUGUGCAACUGGGACAAAAACAGGCGCCAGACGCUACGAGCUUGGGUUGGAGAAAAGAGUGCUCAGACGGUUAAGGGUGCGAGGGAUAGCGAGACUGAGCUCUAUACAAGCAUAGCCGGAACAACGGUCAGAAGCAAAGCCAUGCAGAACAAUGAUUGUAUCUGCAAUUAA
Molecule: messenger RNA, 1134 nt
Organism: Symbiodinium necroappetens
Lineage: Eukaryota; Dinophyceae; Suessiales; Symbiodiniaceae
Source: the annotation of a GenBank genome assembly